UCAGGAUUGGCCUGUAAAUUGAUGGAGUUUGGUCAUGGCGGCCAUCAUCGGAUUGAGAGAAGUUGUUUUGAACGGAGCUGGUCUCAACGGUGGUUUAUAUUCACCAGCCAAGGAGAAAGCCUCCACCAGGGGUAUCUACAAUAUCCGCUCACCUUUUCUACUACGUCGGAUCCGCCAGUUGCUUGGGGUUGGCAAGUUUAAGCUACUUCUCGUGUUCUGUUUCUUCCUCACUCUUCUUUUCUUUGGCCUCAAGAUCGGUUCUUUCAUGGGAUGGAACCCUCAUUACCCUUCUUCGGUUUCUUCUCCUUCUAGGUGUGGUUACACAGUGUUGAUUAACACAUGGAAGCGCAAUUCUCUCCUUAAGCAAGCCGUUGGUCAUUAUGCAUCAUGUAGUGGGGCUGAUGCUAUACGUGUGGUUUGGAGUGAGAGUGAUCCACCAUCGAAGAGCCUAAAAGCCUAUCUUAAACAUAUUGUACAGUCGAAGUCACAAACUGCUCAUAAACCCAACUUUAAAUUUGACCUGAAUGAGGAAGACAAUUUGAAUAAUAGAUUUAAGCCAAUUGAGGACCUCAGAACAGAUGCAAUUUUUUCUGUGGAUGAUGAUGUUAUUGUUCCCUGCACCACUCUGGAUAUGGCGUUUACUGUAUGGCAAAGUGCCCCAUCCACAAUGGUGGGAUUUGUUCCCCGCAUGCAUUGGAUAGACGUAGAGAAGGAUGGUGAUGCAUAUUAUAAAUAUGGAGGUUGGUGGUCAGUUUGGUGGAUGGGUACUUACAGUAUGGUCCUCUCAAAAGCAUCAUUCUUUCACAGGAUGUACUUGGAUUUGUACACAUACACAAUGCCUUCAUCGAUACGUGAUUACGUGACUAGGGAAAGAAACUGUGAAGACAUUGCAAUGUCUCUUCUUGUUGCAAAUGCCACGGGUGCUCCUCCAAUCUGGGUUAAAGGGAAGUUAUAUGAGAUUGGUUCAUCGGGUAUCAGCAGUCUGAAUGGGCACAGUAAUAGAAGGAACACAUGCCUCAAUGACUUCAUUUCCCUCUAUGGAACUAUGCCUCUAGUAUCAACCAAUUUUAAAGCAGUGGAUGCAAGACGUGAAUGGUUCUGGUAGUAAUAGAAGUGGUCGAUUCACUUAUAUGGCUUUUGCUCCCAUUUCGCCCUCCCAAUGUAAAAUCUAGCUUUCAAUUAAAUACCUCACUUGUAACCUGCUUUGGGAGUGAGAGUGUAC
This is a messenger RNA of Telopea speciosissima, 1222 nucleotides long. RefSeq names its product glycosylinositol phosphorylceramide mannosyl transferase 1-like. Gene Ontology annotation, cellular component: membrane. Lineage: Eukaryota; Viridiplantae; Streptophyta; Magnoliopsida; Proteales; Proteaceae. Bases 35 to 1105 code for a protein of 356 amino acids. The transcript is spliced from 5 exons. The record is from RefSeq and is a predicted model, not a curated record. Gene Ontology annotation, molecular function: glycosyltransferase activity.